Molecule: messenger RNA, 7976 nt
Organism: Branchiostoma floridae (Florida lancelet)
Lineage: Eukaryota; Metazoa; Chordata; Leptocardii; Amphioxiformes; Branchiostomatidae
Exons: 8
Coding region: 1811-7528 (1905 amino acids)
Biological process (GO): DNA repair; telomere maintenance
Molecular function (GO): DNA helicase activity
Source: RefSeq, a predicted model, not a curated record
GGUUACGGCUAAGGGCAGCUCUACGUAUUCACCAAUUCACAUACAUACAAAGAAUUAGGUACAGUUCUACGGAAGCACCUAGGUCAAAGUAAGUAACAGUAGGUAAAAUUUUAGUUUGGAAAUGCAGCUAGCUGGUGGCUUUCAAAACACAGCUGGGCUAGCUUGUUUGGACUGAUCACAAAUCCCUUCCUUCAAGGCCUCUUCCCCAUAUGCCCCGGCUGUCAUUAAUCACUGCCACUGGUCAGGCCUAACUUGUUGCUGCUGCUACACCGCCCCACGGGGGAUAUAGAUUACAUGACCAGCAGUCACCUUGUGCGGGACCCUGCCAGAUGGCCCGGGACCCCGGCUCUCAGGAAAGGAAGGGUACUCAGCAAAAGUAAAAGUAAAACAUUGGUGGUAGAAAACCGCACAUUUUAGCACUGUCAGAUUUCCAACCGCUCAUCGAAAAUCUUCACACCAUGGUGAAUGGAAAGAGGUCCCGAUCAGCAUCUGAGGAACGGAGGUUUAAAGAUCGCCAGCGGAAAAAGAAGGCUAGGACACAAGAGACCCCAGAGCAGGCGGAAAUUCGCAAGCAGAAGAACAGAGAGCGGAUGGCAGCUAAGCGGAAACAAGAAACACGGGAGCGGAGGGAUAGCAGGGAAGUGUUGUCAUUUAGUAUGCAAUUGUAAUAUAUGAUGUAUAAUCAAUGUGAAACCAUUAUCAAACAGUAUUAAACUUUAUAACCUACGUAACUGAAGUCUAAUAAUAAAUAGAAGGUCCUCUAUUAUUGUUAUAUACCACAAGGUUUCCGACUUAUGAGAUGUUUUUCCAUUCUUCUUAUUAUUAUUAUCAAUCCUUAAUCAAAGAGCCAUAAAUGCAGGUCAAGGAUAUAAGGAUAUACAACGAUAGGGUUACCCGAGAUAAAAACAUCGUAGUUGCGCGUACGCGAACCCGGAAGUAGCAGGCAGUCAGGCUCGAGGGGGGAGGUCAGAGGUCAAAGGGGACUAUGCAAUUGCUGGAUCCCACCAUCUACUACGGCCGAUAAAUUAUGGCCGUCGUCGAUUGCUAAGCCAUUGUUCUUUUGUUGUUGUUACCUUCGCAAAGUAGGUCAUAUUUAGGGCAGCGUUUGUCUGUAUGUUAGUUUGAAGAAGGCCAGCAUAAUCCGAGAAAUUGUAUUGAUAUUGAAAUCUUACUUUUGGCAUUUGGUAGCUAUGUACAGCUGAACAUCAUUGAUACUUAAUUAUGCAAAUAAGUAUCCAUUUGCAUGAACUAUUUGUGUACGUAUGUUAUUCAAGAGGGGACCAGCUAAUAUGAUUCAUGAAAAUAUUAAUAUGGAUCUUAUUUGCAUAAUUAAUGACAAACACAAUCAAUACACCAGUUGUAAAGGUUUAAGUCAUUUGUCGAAGGUAUGGAGUCAUGCAUAUCUAGUUUUUUUUGUUUGCUCUGGGUGCGGAAAUCGGGCGCUGAGUAUACAGAACUAGACACUUUCGACAAUGUUUCAAAAAGUUUAUCAGUCAGCUGGCAAUAUCUCGCCAUGAAAAGUUGAAGUAAUCGUCUGACAUUCAAAAUAUACAAAUGUCAAUGUUGACCAUUGCAUGUCUAGAAAUUUUCAAAAUGAAAGGUUUUGUUGUAGCACUAGGUGCAGCCGUGGGGGAUAAUAAAGUCCUUUCUUCCUUUUGCCAAUACCUGCCAUACAAAAUAUCAUAAAGCACUACCACAUCUUCUGGAGUCACUAGUUUAUCCCCAAGAACAUAACCUUCUUAGGUAUAAUAAUAUCAAAAUAUCGAUACAGCACAUUGUGCAUUUUAAAUUUUACAGGCUGGUCAAGGACAUGAAGAAAACUGCUGAGACUCGUAAGAAUGAAACACCUCAGCAGCGAAGGACAAGGCUAUGCAAGAAUAAGGCAAAAACUGCACAGACACGUGAGAAUGAAACACCUAAGCAGCGAAGGACAAGGCUAUGCAAGAAUAAGGCAAAAACUGCACAGACACGUGAGAAUGAAACACCUCAGCAGCGAAGGACCAGGUUAUGCAAGAUUAAGGCAAAAAUUGCACAGACACGUGAGAAUGAAACACCUCAGCAGCGAAGGACCAGGUUAUGCAAGAUUAAGGCAAAAAUUGCACAGACACGUGAGAAUGAAACACCUCAGCAGCGAAGAACAAGGCUAUGCAAGAAUAAGGGAAGAACUGCACAGACACGUGAGAAUGAAACACCUCAGCAGCGAAGGACAAGGCUAUGCAAGAAUAAGGGAAGAACUGCACAGACACGUGAGAACGAAACACCUCAACAGCGAAGGACAAGGUUAUCAAAAGACAGGAACAAAACUGCUGAAGGUCGUGCCAUACAAACACACAGCAUUGAGUCAGCGUCAAAGUCAUUUCAAGAGAAGAUAAAGGAAGGUCCCACAUAUGUGUGCUGCGUAUGUCACCGCCUGAUGUUCAAAAAGUCUGUUGUACGGUUUAAUGAAGACCGUCCCAAAUACAAGUUAUCAACAAAUGAGUGGGCUGACAUAAUGAACAACUUAUACCAUGACUGUAGCUGGAUUUGCAAUACAUGUCACACAACAAUGGACAGAGGGGAGAUGCCAGCCCUAGCAAAGGCUAACGGUCUUCAGUUAGCUGACGUCCCAGAGGAGUUACAAAAUCUGCGCCCUCUGGAACGUCGGCUUAUCUCCCAACGGAUCCCAUUCAUGAAGCUUGUCGGGCUCCCAAAAGGACAACAGAGGGCUAUCCAUGGGCCAGCUGUCAACGUUCCAGCAAAACUGGAAAAUGUCUGCUCCCUUCUUCCACGCCUUCCUAGUAAUGCCCAGGUGUUACCCAUGAAGCUGAAGAGGAAACUAAUCUACACGGGGCACUAUAUGUACGAUUUCAUUAGACCCAGGCGAGUGACAGAAGCUAUUUUCUGGUUGAAGACAAACAAUCCCCUAUAUAAAGAUGUGGCCUUCUGUGAAGAUUGGCAACAACAGUGGCUGGACGGGGACAGUGAGCUCUGGGAAGCCAUGGUCAACAGCAAUUCACCCGAGGCAGCUGCAGUUGAUGGUGGUCCUGGGGUUUCCGAUGACACUGACGCUGGUCCAGAAGAUGUUGACAGAGUUAUGACACAGCAGGAGAGAGAAGAUGCUGAGGAUGAAGCUGCAUUUCGGGAAACAUCCGCAACAAGAGGUCUGCCGCACACAACAUGUAUGCAGGAGGACGACCUGCAGGACAGUGACAACAUCUAUUCCCUGGCUCCGGGUGAGAAUCAGUGUCCGCGGGCCUUCCUGACUGAUGAGGACUUCGAACUCCUAGCCAACCCCGAAAAGUAUCCGGAUGGGAGAUUUGGAUACUCUAUGCAACGGAGGAAGAAGCUCACAGUCAGGAAGUACUUCAACCAGCGCCUUCUCGAUGCUGAUGGACGGUUUGCUACGGACGUCGACUAUCUGUUUGCUGCACAGUACGUUGUAGAGGCAAAGCAGAUACAGGAUGACGCGUCCAUAGCAUUACGUCAAACGAGAGGACGGAUGGUCCAAGGGGGACAAAUUAACGCUGGUGUCGUGAAGAAUACGUCUAACCUGGCCACCUGGUUCAGGACCGACACAGCAUAUAAGUACCUAAAGAAUGUUCGAGGAUCGCCCGCGUACUGGCAACGAGCUCUCUAUGACCUCCUUGCGAUGGUUCGCCAACUCGGCACGCCUACGUGGUUCCUCACACUGUCCGCAGCUGACAUGCAAUGGCCGGAAAUAAUACAGAGUAUUGGCAGACAGUAUGGGCACAGUUUCACACCUGACGACAUUGCAGCAAUGCCAUGGCAAGAAAAGUGUGAAUGGUUGAACAAGAACCCGGUCACAGCGGCACGCCUAUUCCAGAACAGACUUGAAGUGUUUUUCAAGGACUUCAUUUGCAGCAGUGCUCAUCCAAUUGGGGAGGUAGAAGACUACUUCAUCCGGGUGGAGUUCCAGGCACGAGGAUCACCGCAUGCACACACAGUUCUGUGGGUGAAGGACGCCCCCAGGAUUGAUGAGCAUCCUGACGAGGUAGUCUGCCAGUUCAUUGAUAGGUACCAGACUUGCGAAUUGACCGAUGAUUCAGCAAAGUUCCAGCAGCACAAGCAUUCCCCGACAUGUAGACGUAACGGUGGAUGCCGCUUCAACUAUCCACGUCCACCAAGUAGGAAGACCAUCAUCGCCAGGCCAGCCAUGAGAGACGACACGAAUGAUGACAGUGUUGCAUGCAAAAGCAACGAAGCCCUACAAAAAGUAAGAACAUGCCUGGACGACCCUGGUACACCAACUGACAUCAGUCUGGACGACCUGUUCAAAAGAGCUGGUGUGGCCGAGGCAGACUACACCAAGGGGCUCAGUGAGACGAAGUCCGGAAUGUCUAUCAUUCUCAAACGGGAACCAUGGUGCAGAGUGACAAACAGCUUCAACAAACAUAUUCUGCACACCUGGCAAGCCAACAUUGCCCUCCAGUACAUAACGGAUCCGUAUGCUUGCAUUAUGUAUGUAACAUCGUAUAUGAUGAAGAGUGAAAAGGCGAUGAGCGAAUUGUUGCGAAAAACUGCAAAGGAGAUAACUAGCGAGGACAUCAAAACACAACUACGCAAGCUAGGAACAACCUUCCUCAAUCACAGGGAGGUCAGUGCACAGGAAGCGGCUUAUAGACUACUGUCCCUCCCGCUUAAGAGCACCACAAGAACAUCACUGUUCGUAAGUACAAGUACGAAGGACAAGCGCGUGUCCAUGUUAAAGCCCGUAUCUGUGUUGGCCACCAUGGCCGACGAGGAUGAGGACAUAUUCGAAACGAGUCUACAUGACAGAUAUGCAGCACGGCCGUGUCCUGAGUUUGAUGCCAUGUUUCUGGCCCAGUUUGCGUCUACCUAUGCCGUGGCAUAUCGAGAAACACCAACGCCCAAACAAGAGCGCAUGAAGUUGCAGAACGGCUUAGGUGUCAUGUACAGAAGACGACGUCCAGCUAUCAUCCGCUUCCACAGGGAGAAGGAGGAGGGAGAAUCUAAGUAUAGGCAUCUACUCAUGCUGUACUAUCCUUGGCGGAGUGAGGAUGACCUGAUGGGUGUGUACGAAUCGUACGAACAACAUUUUGAGGCUGUGAAGCAAGUCAUUCAGCGCAACGAAGACAUGUAUACAGUAAGGAAAACAGGACUUGAUCAGGCACUGGAUGAACUCCAGGAGUUAGGACCACCAGAACACGCAUGGGAUAUGCUUGCACCCGGAGCCCAAGAACAACAGGCUGAACAGGAAGCAGAAGGAGUCCAUAACAACAGGAACAUCGGUCUAGAGGACCUCGAACACAAUGUUGACCUGAAUGAUAAUGGUAACGGUAACCAGUCAUACAUGGACAGAAAUGCAGAGCUCCAUGCUCGAUACACAGCCGAGGCUAACAAAGCAUUGCUGACACCUGAUGAAUACCGGGAAAUGAUGCGGGCCUUAAAUUCAAAGCAGAGGUACAUCAUAGAUUACCACAGACAAUGGUGCAAGGAUACAGUCAUUGCACUCAAGAGUCAGAAGCCACUCCCUACGUACCGUUUAUUCGUCAGCGGUCCAGGCGGCGUUGGAAAAAGUCACAUCAUCAAACUGAUUCACUAUGAAACGGUAAGACUUCUGAAACUGUCCAACUGCUUUGACCCGGAAGAUGUCAUCGUUCUCCUCACAGCCUACACAGGCGUGGCCGCUUUCAACAUAGAUGGGCUAACGCUUCACUCAGCAUUUUUGCUAGAGACCACUACCAAGAGUCAUGAGUAUCGCUCCUUGGGGUCAGACAAGCUCAACACGUUGCGUUCACGACUCAGCAAACUUCGUCUUCUCAUCAUUGACGAGGUAUCAAUGGUUGGGGCAAACAUUCUGCUACAGGUACACAGGCGACUGGAAGACAUCAUGGGAGCAGGCACUGAUACUACAUUCGGCAACGUUAGCAUCCUUGCAGUUGGAGAUCUAUAUCAGCUCCAACCUGUCCGCCAAAAUUACGUGUUCGAACCACCCAGUGGCCGGUACGCUCAACUGCACGGAUCACUGUGGCAGGAAGGCUUUAACAUCGUCGAGCUGACAGAAAGUAUGCGGCAGCAAGAUGACCAGGCUUUUGCAGAUAUGCUGAACCGCGUUCGCACAGCAGCCUGUACAGCCGACGAUGUCCGCAUGCUCCAGGCAAGGUCAACUUCCAACACUGACCCAGGAUACCCCGACAAUGCACUUCAUGUCUUCACAACCAACAAAGCCGUAGAUGAUCAUAACAGAGGUAAGCUUCAACAACUCGCAACUGAAACAAUUAUCAUACGAUGCCAAGACUUCACAAAGGACAAGCAAACAGGUCAGCUACAACUCAGUGUUUCAGAUAAGCCAUCGGAAAGUGGCAACCUCAGGACUGAAAUAAGUAUCGCCAUCGGUGCCAGAGUCAUGGUGACUGUAAACAUCGAUGUCGCCGAUGGUCUGGUCAACGGCGCAUGUGGUACGGUUGUGGACAUUAAGACGAAUCAAGAUGGACCCCAUGUCAUCCUUGUUGAGUUUGACAGCGAUCGAGUUGGUCAGAAAGCUGUAGCACGUAGCCAAUACAGACAAACACAUGAAGGAGCUGUACCUAUCUACAGGCAUGAAGCAACAUUCCCAGCCUAUAAAUACGGAAGACACGUACAGAUCACGCGGCGUCAAUUCCCAUUGACUUUGUUCUGGGCCUCUACGAUCCACAAGUGUCAGGGUAAGACACUUGAUAAGAUUGUUGUAUGCAUGUCCGGAACAGGACCUUUCAUGCCAGGGCAGGCAUACGUUGCUUUCAGCAGGGUAAGAACACUUGAAGACCUCUUCAUUGUUGGAUUUAGGCAGGAGGUCAUUAGAUGUAGUCCCAAGGUCACUGAGGAAAUGACCCGAUUGGCCAGCAAAAACAUCGCGACUCUUAAAACAACUACAGUACCAUGCCAUUCCACCAACAUUACAUUUCUCAAUGUCCGGUCAUACCUCACACACCUACAAGAUCUCAGACUCACAGAUUCCGUUACCAAUGCCGAUGUAGUGUGCUUUGUAGAGACCUUCCUCAGUCCUCAAUGUUCCUUAGGACAAAACAGAAUGAUUACACCUGGAAUGUUACACCAUGAGCGACAAGACCGACAGUCGUCCAGAGGGGGUCUCAUGGUAAUGUCACGCUCAGCCAUGACCCGCCACCAUAAGCCAGGAAUCACACUGUCUUCAAUAGAACACAUGUGUGUGAGUUUGCCCUUCGGAAACGCGACUAUCCAGGUCUGUGUGGUCUACUGCAGGCCACCUGUUAAUCAUAAGGCACUUAUCCGCGACAUGUCUGCUUUGAUCAACAUAAUGGACAUCACGAAACCAACGGUGAUAUGUGGCGACUUUAAUGUGGCCCUGCAGGUUACCACCACCAGCCCAUCUCUUCUUCAGACAAUGCAUACAUUUGGAUUCCGUCAGCUUGUAUCUAAACCAACAACAGACCAGGGGUCAUUGCUGGACCAUGUGUAUAUCAACACAGAACAACAAGCCACUGCAAACGUCAUUGACUGCUACUUCUCAGAUCACGAUAUUGUUGACAUAAGAAUAUUCCACCAUUAAAGGUUACUCAGGAAUCUUCUGGGUAAAUACAAAUAUAUCUGAAUGGGAAUGUUGUAUUUCUAGAAGCUCCAAUUGCCUUGACUCCUACAAACCUCUGUCAAUGCUAUGCAUUUACCUCUGACAGGAUACUAUAGACAUUCUGAUUUCAAUUCAUUUCCAAUAAAUCCCAUGUUAAUUGUAUAUAAUUUAUAAUUGUAUAUACACUGUCAAAGCUGUAUAAAAUGUGUAUUCAAACUUCCAAGCUGUACAUUUUGAUGAUGUAAAACAUGAUGAUGUAAACAUUCCAGUCAAAUCUACCUUACACCAACAUUAUUUCUAUGUAAUCCUUAUUUGCAAUUUGUAUAUUGCCAAACUGUACAAAGCUAAUAAGGUAACUAGACCAUGGGCUGCAAACAAGUCUCAAAUCCCUAGCCUGUUGUCAGCAAUAAAUCUAUCUACCAUAUAUAAA